Molecule: messenger RNA, 9941 nt
Organism: Antechinus flavipes (yellow-footed antechinus)
Lineage: Eukaryota; Metazoa; Chordata; Mammalia; Dasyuromorphia; Dasyuridae
Gene: SRGAP3
Product: SLIT-ROBO Rho GTPase activating protein 3
Exons: 23
Coding region: 931-4248 (1105 amino acids)
Biological process (GO): signal transduction; negative regulation of cell migration
Cellular component (GO): cytoplasm
Molecular function (GO): protein binding
Source: RefSeq, a predicted model, not a curated record
UCUCCCGUCCCUUUUGUGGGGCUUUUCUCCUUUUCGCUUGCAGUGAGUUAUGAUGUCCUGUAGGCUACAAUGUGUCAGUUGUUAUAAAAUCUGGGAGGUGGAGUCAGGCCGCUGACGCGACGCUGGUGGUGUCGGGGGGAGCGAGCGAGCGAGCGAGCGAGCUGGCCAGCGAGAGUCAGCCCUGCAGUGAAAGCAGCUCCGGUUUCCAGCCCCCGGGUCAUCGGAGCCCAUGCAUUUCAGAAGGAAAACUUGUAUUCCUCUCUCCUGCCUUUGAUCGUCUCCGUAGAUCGGGCCGUCGGAAGGACGUGGACGCCGGACGGAGGGAGGGAGAGAGCGGGGCGGGGGGAAAAUGCGAGAUGCGAGCCCCUUUGGCAACCUGACCAUUUCUUUGGACGAACCUGGAGAGCGUUUCUUAUCGGCUCUGGGAACUGACUGCACGUCAAAGGAGGAGCCUCUGUGUGUGUGUGCGAGAGAGUGUUUGCGUGAGUGUGUGAGUGCAAGGGUGUGUGUGCACGCCCCGCGAUCGGGAGUGUGCACGUUGGAAUGAGUGUGUGAGCGCUUGUGUGUGUGUUUGUUUGCGUGUGCGCGUGAAUGUUUUCGAGAGACGUACAUACAUAUAUUUAAAGAGAAGUCCUGAAAAACUGAAGCAGGUUGCUGUGCUUCUUUGGAGGGAGGGGGGGAUGUCUACUCCCUUUUAAGACAAGCUGACUGAAGCCAGCUAUAUUAUUUGCCUUCCCCCCCUCUCCCCGCCAAUGAAGAGAAUUCUUCCUGCGAGCUAGAAGGUUGGUUCCCCCCUUUCCCUUUCUGCAGCCAAGUGAAACUGAUUAGUCCCCAAACCUUGGAGAUCGACUUGACUCCUGCAAUUGCUGGGAGUACCCGAGAAGAAAUCGGGAGAAAAACAGAUCGGGGUUGGUGUAGCCCCUUCAGAAAAUGUCAUCUCAAACUAAGUUCAAGAAAGACAAAGAGAUCAUAGCUGAAUAUGAAACCCAAGUCAAGGAAAUUCGGACUCAGUUGGCCGAGCAGUUUAAAUGUCUGGAACAGCAGUCAGAAUCGAGGCUGCAGCUGCUGCAGGACCUCCAGGAGUUCUUCCGAAGGAAGGCAGAAAUUGAACUGGAAUAUUCCCGCAGCCUGGAAAAACUGGCCGAGCGUUUCUCCUCCAAGAUCCGCAGCUCCCGAGAACAUCAGUUCAAGAAGGAUCAAUACCUCCUCUCUCCUGUGAAUUGUUGGUAUCUAGUGUUGAACCAGACUCGGCGUGAGAGUAGGGACCAUGCUACCCUCAACGACAUCUUCAUGAACAAUGUCAUAGUCCGUCUCUCCCAGAUCAGUGAGGAUGUUAUCAGGCUCUUCAAAAAGAGCAAGGAAAUUGGGUUACAGAUGCAUGAAGAGCUGCUGAAGGUGACCAACGAGUUAUACACAGUCAUGAAAACCUAUCACAUGUAUCACGCAGAGAGCCUCAGUGCUGAGAGCAAGUUAAAAGAGGCGGAAAAGCAAGAGGAGAAGCAGUUCAACAAAUCCGGGGACCUUGGGAUGAAUCUGCUCCGGCAUGAGGACAGGCCACAGCGCAGGAGUUCUGUCAAGAAGAUGGAGAAGAUGAAGGAGAAGAGGCAGGCCAAGUACUCGGAAAAUAAGCUGAAGUGCACCAAGGCCCGCAACGACUAUCUGCUGAACCUCGCAGCCACCAAUGCAGCCAUCAGCAAAUACUACAUCCACGAUGUCUCCGAUCUGAUCGAUUGUUGUGAUCUGGGCUUUCACACCAGCCUGGCCCGAACCUUCAGGACCUACCUCUCUGCUGAAUAUAACCUGGAGACCUCUCGCCAUGAGGGACUGGAUGUCAUAGAAAACGCCGUGGACAACCUUGAUGCAAGGAGUGACAAGCACACGGUCAUGGACAUGUGCAACCAGGUCUUCUGCCCACCACUCAAGUUUGAGUUCCAGCCCCACAUGGGGGAUGAGGUGUGCCAAGUGAGUGCCCAGCAGCCAGUCCAGACAGAACUGCUCAUGCGCUACCAUCAGCUCCAGUCGCGGCUAGCCACCCUCAAGAUAGAAAAUGAAGAGGUCCGGAAAACACUGGAUGCUACCAUGCAGACCCUCCAGGACAUGUUGACGGUGGAGGACUUUGAUGUCUCCGAUGCCUUCCAACACAGUCGAUCCACGGAAUCCAUCAAAUCUGCCGCAUCCGAGACUUACAUGAGCAAAAUCAACAUUGCCAAGAGGCGAGCCAACCAGCAGGAAACCGAAAUGUUUUAUUUUACGAAAUUCAAAGAAUACGUGAAUGGCAGUAACCUUAUCACCAAGCUGCAGGCUAAGCAUGACUUACUCAAGCAGACCCUUGGAGAAGGUGAAAGAGCAGAAUGUGGCACCACAAGCAGAAGAGAUGGAAGACUUAGGUUGCCUCACUUUCCCUGGCUGAGUCCUUCCUCUGCUCCCCAACUUGUGCCCCAUCCAGCACUUCAAGGAAGAAGAAAUGCUCGAGCCAGGAACCAGGAUUCAGGGCAGGCAAUACCCCUGGUGGUGGAAAGCUGCAUCCGCUAUAUCAAUUUAUACGGUCUCCAGCAGCAAGGUAUCUUUAGAGUGCCCGGAUCGCAGGUUGAAGUCAAUGACAUUAAAAAUUCCUUUGAGAGAGGUGAAGAUCCCCUGGCGGAUGACCAGAAUGAAAGGGAUAUUAAUUCAGUGGCUGGUGUCUUAAAGCUGUAUUUUCGAGGACUGGAAAAUCCACUCUUUCCCAAGGAAAGGUUUCAAGAUUUGAUAUCCACAAUCAAAAUGGAGAGCCCUGCAGAGAGAGUGCACCUGAUCCAGCAGAUUCUUGUCACCUUGCCUCGAGUGGUCAUCGUGGUCAUGAGAUACCUCUUUGCUUUCCUCAACCACCUGUCCCAGUACAGCGAUGAGAACAUGAUGGAUCCCUACAACUUGGCCAUCUGCUUUGGACCAACCCUCAUGCAUAUCCCAGAUGGACAGGACCCCGUCUCGUGUCAGGCUCAUGUCAAUGAAGUCAUCAAAACCAUCAUUGUCAAUCACGAGGCCAUAUUCCCCAGCCACAGGGAACUGGAAGGGCCAGUGUAUGAGAAGUGCAUGGCUGGAGGGGAAGAAUAUUGUGAUAGCCCACAUAGCGAACCAGGGACAAUUGAUGAAGUUGACCAUGACAAUGGCACAGAGCCUCAUACCAGUGAUGAUGAAGUGGAACAGAUCGAAGCGAUCGCCAAGUUUGACUAUGUGGGACGAUCCCCCCGAGAGCUGUCCUUUAAGAAGGGAGCCUCACUGCUCCUGUACCACCGAGCCUCAGAAGACUGGUGGGAAGGCCGGCACAAUGGAGUGGAUGGACUGAUUCCCCAUCAGUACAUCGUUGUACAAGAUAUGGACGAUGCGUUCUCGGACAGCCUGAGCCAGAAGGCCGACUCCGAAGCCAGCAGCGGGCCCCUGUUGGAUGACAAGGCGUCUUCCAAGAACGACCUCCAGUCCCCCACAGAGCACAUCCCCGACUACGGAUUUGGGGGCGCGAUGGGCCGAGUACGGUUGAGAUCAGAUGGGGCUGCCAUCCCCCGUCGCCGGAGUGGGGGUGACACACACAGCCCACCUCGGGGCCUGGGUCCAGGGAUAGACACCCCACCUCGAGCAGCUGCCUGCCCCAGCAGCCCCCACAAAAUCCCCCUCAACCGAGGCAGGAUCGAGAGCCCAGAGAAGCGGCGGAUGGCAACAUUUGGAAGUGCUGGAAGCAUCAACUACCCGGACAAGAAGGCCCUUUCCGAUGGGCACCCACUGAGGUCGACCUGCGGCUCCACACGGCACAGCAGCCUCGGAGACCACAAAUCUUUGGAGGCUGAAGCCCUGGCAGAAGACAUCGAGAAGACCAUGAGCACGGCCCUCCAUGAACUUCGUGAGCUCGAAAGGCAGAAUACAGUCAAGCAGGCUCCAGAUGUGGUCCUGGACACUCUGGAGCCCCUGAAGAACCCGCCCCUGGGCCCCAUCAGCUCCGAACCCGCCAGCCCCCUGCACACCAUCGUCAUCCGAGACCCAGACGCCGCCAUGCGCCGCAGCAGCAGCUCCACCACCGAGAUGAUGACCACGUUCAAACCGGCGCUGUCCGCGCGGCUGGCGGGGGCCCAGCUCCGGCCGCCGCCCAUGCGGCCCAUCCGCCCCGUGGUCCAGCACCGCUCCAGCUCCAGCAGCAGCUCGGGGAUGGGCAGCCCCGCCGUGACCCCCACCGAGAAGAUGUUCCCCAACAGCUCCUCCGACAAGUCAGGGACCAUGUAGCGCCAGACCCUGACCGCCUCAAUCCAAGGAAAGCGCGGCUUCAGCCCCAGGGGCGGCCGCUUCUUUCCGCGAGCCCGCGCUGGGGAUGUCUUUUGGUAUCGGGAGAAGAAAAGCGGCCCAAAGACACCUUCACCGGGAAAGACGCGCAGAGCAUCGAAUCGAUGGUUCUUGGUCGCCAUCUGUAUUUAUCUAUUUGCAGAAAGGGAUAGACGUAGAGUGUGUGUAUAUAUAUGCAUAGGAUAUGUACAUACACCAAAGUAGUCUGAACAGAAGCUUUUCAUAAGAUUUCAGCAAAAUGUAAAAAGGCUUAUUCUGCUUAUUGUCACUGGAAAUUAUUCUAUAUAUAUAAAUAUAUAUAUAGAUAUGUAUGUAUGUGUCUGUGGGUGUGUAUAUAUAUACAUAUUUAUGCAUCUAUAUACAUAUACUAUAUAUGUAAACACACAUACCAAGUGUAUAAAGUAUCAUGUUCCUUUUUAUGAAAAUUAGACUUACCUCAGACCUGUGCCGCUAAACAUCUCCCGUAGAGUGGUUUGGUUGGAUUUGUGGGGCUUCUCUGGGAGAUUUGGGGGCACACAGCAACUGUGCAUGAAGCAAUAGCGCACUGGCCUUGGGAGAUUCCCCUUCCGUGUAAAUGGGCAUCUCGACAGACUGUGGGGUGCUAUGGGAUGCUAUGGGUAACGGUCUACUCAGAAACGAGCCGGAUCGCACCGGCAAACAGGCUUUCCUCAGUGAUUGGGGAACCCUUCGUGUCAAGCCUUGAAAGACUCCUGGGAACCUACAAGAGGGAUGAGGAUCAGCCGUCUGCCAUUAAGAUAGACUAAAAAUGGACGACAAAAACCUGCCGCCCCACCCCACUCCCAACCACCAAACCCUUGUAUUUGUGUGUAGAAAAGGGGAUUAUAAGUACCUAAGCCGAAACGUAGCACAGUGUUGUGUGUGUUUAAAAAAAAAAAAAAAAGGAAAAAAAGAGAAUACAGUGGUGUUGAAUACUUCCAGACCCAACAGAGCAGUAGUAAUAAACCGAUAGAUAUAACUAUAGUGGUUUAACUUAGACUGUUUGGGAAAUCCUUAAUUUGCCUUUUUCUCUUUUUUACUAAUUAUCACCGUGUCAAAUUGGGACUUAAACAGGCAAGGAGGCUUUGGUUUCCAUUGGUUAAUUUCAAGUUGCACAGUAAUUCCCGAGAGUCUAACUUGGGUUGGGGUCCUCCCUCUUGCAUGAAACGCAUGAGCCAUAUUUGACCAGAUCAGACAGGAGCCAGUCUGAUGGGGUAAGAGUUUGCACUUUCUGUACUGUAUAAUACAGCUGGUGGAGUUUAUGCAAAUGAAAUUGCUUUCUGUUUCCUCCCUUUGGGGAGGGGAAAAUGUGCUGGUGGAGCUGGGAUGCAUGAUUUCUUAAUGUAUGAUGAUCGAGUCUUCUCUCUCCUUAUUGGGUUCAGGACCCUCUGUGAUUCUCUUAGUUCACUUUAUUCUCUCUUUUGAUCCAUUUUCCCAGGGAUGUGCCAAAAGCCGCAGGGUAUUAGAGCACAGGUGAAGCCAGUUUGAAUCUGAGCCUUCCUACUUAGAUCUUGAAUAUUCAUCCAGGAAAACCCUCUGCUCACCUUGUCUAGUUCUUCCUCCACCCCUACUUUCCUAGACCUCUGGUUAUUUUAUUUCUAUAAUUGUGCUGAUGAGCAAGGGAAUUUCUGCUCAAACAUCAAGCGGGUAGCACCCUUGGAAACUUUCUGUUGAUAUUAGAGGGGUGGACGGUGGUAGAAUUUUCUUGCCAGUUUCUCAAGGAGCUCGUUGUGAUCUUGAAUCAAUAAUAGCAUAUGUUGCUUGCAGGGCUCUCUAGAUGCAUCAGAGGGAGCUUUAGCCUCAGUCCUUCUGGUCUCCCAGGAACAUCACCUUCAAGGAUCCCUGGAAAUUUCCCAUUAAUGUUCAUUCCUUUAGCUUAAGCAUUGACCUGUGCCCUUUGGAAGAUAUAACAGUACCAAACCUUCCCCUCCCCCCCAUGAAGCAUGUCAUAUUAAGUCCUCAGGUUUUAGUGUUAAUGAAUGGGAUGUUUCCUGUCUGAUAGCAAGAUCCAGGGUGCAUGAGGAUAUCGGGUCCCCGGGGAGGGAAAGUUGUUCUGAAGGCUGUAGAAAGGAGAAAAGUGAGUUCGUAGGGAGGGGAACCAAAGACAAGUUUCAUAUCCAUCACAAUUUUGCCUAAGGCUAGCUCUGGUUCUGUGAAUUGGAAAUCUUAAUUAUAAAUGGAGGCCCAAGAUCAUCUGGCUCAAUCCCCUAAUCAUUGCCAUUUCAGAGAUUGGGUUGCAGAGUUGCAGUGAAAUGAUCUUGUCCAAGGUCAUGCAGCUGCUAAGCAACAGAGCCAGGGCUAAAAACCUACAUUAUUUACCUCCUAAUACGGUGAUCUGUACUAUAUUGUGUAAUCCUUGGAUUAAGUACCUCAGUGGUCACUUUUUAAAAUUUCCUUCAAGAGAGAAUUGCCAUUAAAAAAAAGUUAUAUAGACUGGUAAAUUUUGGUCAUUUAUAUGUAAGCCUGUUGCAUCCUCUUCUAAGGAAUAAAGAUUUCUUCCCAUCUGUACAAGAGCCACAAGUCCAAAUUGAACAUUCCAGCUUUUUUGGCUGAGUGAUCCCAUAACACCAAAUUGCAAAACGAAAAAUUGUACCAAUCAAUUGGGGUGAUUUUCCCUCCUCUCUUCUCCCCCCUCCUCCCCAAUUGAAUUUACCAUUGGCUUGGGCUCUGAUGUAGAUAAAGCAUUAGUAAUUUUCUUUUCAGCACCCCAUUUUCUCCCUCUGGAGCUAUUUCACACUUUCUCACUCAGGAAAGGCCUCCCACCUGGGUAGAAGUACCAUAUCAUCCAUAGUUACAUUCCCCCAAGAUAAAAGCUGACCUGUUGGGUUGAAGCCAAUGGAAGAAAAAUUCAUCAUGAUCUUUUGAUUGCGCUUUCUCUCUCGACAACCAGGAUCCAUGCAUGUUCACAACGCGUAUCUUCCUGAUCCUUGCCUGUUCUAGUCUGAUCGAUAUUGUUGUAUUUGUUGAAAUGCUAGAAAAGUAACUAUUGAAAUGUAAACUGUAUAAAAAAAAGGCUAAAUGUAAAUGGCAGCCAGUGCCACUCACCAAAUCUUUGCACUUAGUAGAUAGAUCAAUAUAAAAACAAAACAACCUUCCCCCCCACAAACCUAAUCUUUCACUGUACAGUGUGUGGGGGAAAUGUAGUCAUUAGUUAGUAGUCCUCGGUAUAAUCAAUUUUAAAAGGGGAAGUGGUGUUUACACACUUGUGUAUAAGCGUUGUUGAAAACUGUGAUGAUCUCAAUUAGUUCUCUGGCUUUCUGGAGUUUUUUGUUCUGUUCAUUCACCUUAGUUGAACUCUCGAGGCCAAAGCCUUUUGUCUUUCUGGGGGGGCAGGUGCUCAGUCUGUUUAAAGAUGAACCAGUGAGACAUUCAUUUAAAACUGACCAAAGACAUGACUUCUGGUCCAGUUUCCCAUGUCGUCCCAGAGAGAGGAGCAUCAUUCGCCAAUCUUUCUCGGGGACUUGAGGUCAAACCGUGCUUCCCACCCCAAACCCUUCUUUUUUUUUUCUUUUCCCCUUUAGUAACUGUGGGUCUCUAUGAAAUUCUUGCCUUUUCUUGUUUUCAGUGCGAAUGUUUUCUCACCUUUAAGCGCCUUUAGAAAAUCCCAGAACACAAGAUUGGCCCGAAUCCUGAGCCUGGGAAGUGAAUGCCAUCCAAUUUUUUCCUUUCACAUCAUUGGACUAAAUUCCCAGGGGACCUAUUAAUCAAGAAAUGGAGCGAUGGGAGUUGGGGGAAACAAUGAACUACUUUUCUGAUAUCACGACUCGUGAGAUGAUAAACUGGAGAGUAUUCAGAGGAGUCAACCAAGAUGGUGAAGGAUCUGGAAUCCUUGCCAUGUGAGGACUGGUUGAAGGAGCUAGGGAUUAAACAUCCUAGAAAAGAGAUGGGGUGAGGGAAGGGGAAGACUCAGGAUUAUCUGUUUUGAAAUAUUUGGGGUGCUCAGAGAGCAGGGACUAGAAAUACUAGAUAGAAAGGGCAAAUAAGCAAAUUUAAGCUUCUUGAAUGCAAAAACUUGGAAUGAUGGGGCGUUGCUCCAAGGUAAAUUGGAGCUCUUUCAGCAGACUGUAGGAGCACCUGUUGGGCAACUUACAGAAGGAAUUCUUUUUUGUUCCAGAUUGGCCUCCAUGGCUCUGAGGUCCCUUCCCACUCUGAAAUAUUGGAUUCUUUGAUGGAAGUGAGGAGACAGCUUGAUAAAUAACUAUGAAACAUUUUGCUCAUAGUACAUAAAACAUAAAGGAGAACAUGGGCUACCAGAAAGAUCAUAACUGGGAUUUUUCUAUUUGAGCUACAUGGACCGGCUUCUUGGGCUGGUUUUAUUGGAUUGCCUUGUUGGGCUUUCUCAUUCUUUUAAGCACGAAUGUGGAGGCCUUCCUACUACUUGGUGGUAUGUUGGCACUUAAAGCGCAGAAUCUGGCCAAAGGACAGACCCUAAGGAUAAAUGUCACAGUCUCCUGUCUCUCCCCUCUCCUCCAGUCUUUUACUUCCUGAUUUUUUCACUUAUUUACCUUUUUCCCUAACAAGAAACAAUAAUAACUAUGAUAAUAAUUCAUUUACUUAGCACUUUAAGGUUCACAAAGCGCUUCCCUCCUAACAACUUUGUGGGUAGAUGGUGCAAGUAUUUUUCUCUCUCUUUUGCAGAUGAGGAGACCUUUGUGUUAGAAUGGGGAAGUGACUUGCCUGGAGUUACACAGCUGUUAAGGGUCAGAGUUCAGGCCUCCCGGGCCAAAGCUCCUUCUGUUCUUUUAAGUUGCGGCACAGCUAGCCGCUGAGAAGACCACAAGGGCCCCACCAGACCUAAAAGGGAUUGGUAUUGAUGAGGGAAAAGAGUAGGGUGAGCCAGCAGGGAAUAGGAAGAGGAGGGGAGUUAUCGAGUUGAUUUUCUGCUGUGCAGAGCAAACUCAGACAUCAAAAGCUUGGGUUCAGAUUCAGACAUCUGCUUCUGGGUUGUUUGGGAUUCUCGGUCUUCAGGGCAACCAUUGGAAUUCCCAGCUAUGCCCGGAGUUCACCCAGCUGGAGGGGCAGAGCCAGAAGGAAUGGCAUUCUGGGACUUGCUGAGAGGGGACUCUUAAGGCUUCCCGAGGUUGCUCUUUGCAGAAGAAGGCAGCCCACCUUCUGGUGCUGGCUUGGCAGCUCUUGCCAAACCCACUCCCCAUAGCCGCUGAUUUCUCCUUCCUUUCGAACUCUGCUGUGUCAGCCACCUCCAAUGUGACUGUUCUCUGUAACCAGAACAUUAGUGCACUUUUCCUUUCCUAGACAGAAAGUAUAUCCUGGAUAGAGAUUUUUGUACAUUUUGAACUCUUAUUAUCUCCUAGCAGUGUGACAGUUUACAUGGUUUGGCAGUAGAGACAAUUCUGAUCAUUUUCCAGUGGCCGGCAUUCCUUGUCUACCCCUCCAUCCCCAUCUCGCUGUAUACAGACCAAUCAAAGCAACCUGGGGAAACUGUGCCCUCCUCUCCCCACUUUGAUGAUCAUCAUUGUUCCCCUGGAUAUUGUUUCUGUAUGAUACAACCAAAUGUCCUUCACUUAGACUGUCUGUUUGGAUCCUCUGUCCCUCCCACACACUGAUGGUGCCCUGUAGACCAAGCCGCUGGUUUGACGUGGAGCUGUCCUGUGAAAUAAAAACAGAGUAACUUUCUCAAA